CCCGGGGAGUCAGCGCUUCUUCCCUCCCUCCCCCACUCCCCUCCCCGCUCCCUCCCCCCUUCCCCAAGAAUGUUCCGCUACGAGUCUUUGGAGGAUUGUCCUCUGGAUGAAGAUGAAGAUGCAUUUCAGGGCCUCGGAGAAGAGGAUGAGGAAAUUGAUCAAUUCAAUGAUGAUACAUUUGGGUCAGGUGCAGUUGAUGAUGAUUGGCAGGAAGCACAUGAGCGCCUGGCUGAAUUGGAGGAGAAGCUACCAGCGACAGUUAAUGAAGAGACAGGCAAUGGAGAGAGAGAUGAGAUGGACUUGUUGGGUGACCAUGAGGAGAAUCUGGCAGAAAGGCUUAGUAAGAUGGUAAUAGAAAAUGAACUAGAAGAUCCAGCUAUCAUGAGGGCAGUGCAGACCAGGCCAGUUUUACAACCCCAACCAGGAAGUCUGAAUUCCAGCAUCUGGGAUGGAUCUGAAGUUCUGAGGCGAAUCCGAGGACCACUACUUGCUCAGGAAAUGCCUGCUGUGUCUGUAUUAGAAUAUGCCUUGCCUCAGAGGCCUCCACAGGGCCCGGAAGAUGAUCGGGACCUUUCUGAGCGCGCGUUACCAAGACGGUCAACUUCACCUAUCAUCGGGAGUCCUCCUGUUAGAGCUGUACCCAUAGGCACCCCACCUAAGCAGAUGGCUGUUCCCAGCUUCAACCAGCAGAUUCUGUGUCCGAAACCUGUCCACGUUCGACCCCCAAUGCCACCUCGCUAUCCUGCUCCCUAUGGUGAGAGGAUGUCUCCAAACCAGCUCUGCAGUGUCCCGAACUCUUCCCUCCUGGGUCAUCCUUUCCCUCCUAAUGUUCCUCCUGUCCUCAGCCCCCUCCAGAGAGCACAGCUUCUUGGAGGAGCACAGCUACAGCCUGGACGGAUGUCUCCCAGCCAGUUUGCACGGGUCCCUGGAUUUGUGGGUAGUCCAAUUGCUGCCAUGAAUCCCAAGUUGCUGCAAGGGCGAGUUGGGCAGAUGCUUCCCCCAGCACCAGGCUUCCGUGCCUUCUUUAGUGCCCCACCACCCGCUACACCACCUCCUCAGCAGCACCCUCCCGGCCCAGGAACUCAUGUGCAAAACCUAAGAUCUCAGGCCCCAGUGUUUAGACCGGACACAACUCACCUUCAUCCACAGCACCGUCGACUCUUGCAUCAAAGACAACAACAGAAUAGAAAUCAGCAUCGGAAUCUCAAUGGUGCAGGAGACAGAGGAAGCCACCGGAGCAGUCAAGACCAUCUCCGGAAGGAUCCAUAUGCCAAUCUCAUGUUGCAGCGGGAGAAGGAUUGGGUUUCUAAAAUUCAGAUGAUGCAGCUACAAAGCACUGAUCCCUACCUGGAUGAUUUUUAUUACCAGAAUUACUUUGAAAAACUGGAGAAACUGUCAGCUGCUGAAGAAAUGCAAGGGGAUGGACCUAAAAAGGAGCGCACCAAGCUCAUCACCCCUCAGGUGGCCAAGUUGGAGCAUGCCUAUAAGCCAGUGCAAUUUGAGGGAUCUUUGGGAAAACUUACCGUAUCUAGUGUGAAUAAUCCCCGAAAAAUGAUCGAUGCUGUUGUGACAUCUCGGGGUGAGGAUGAUGAGACAAAAGAAAAACAGGUUCGGGAUAAGAGAAGAAAAACCCUUGUCAUAAUUGAGAAAACUUAUAGUUUACUCCUUGACGUGGAGGAUUACGAAAGGCGUUAUCUCCUAAGUCUAGAAGAAGAGCGACCUGCCUUGAUGGAUGAAAGAAAGCACAAAAUUGUUAGCAUGUAUGAGAACUUACGAGGGAAACUGCCUGGACAGGAGAGGCCAAGUGAUGACCACUUUGUACAGAUCAUGUGUAUUCGCAAAGGGAAGAGAAUGGUUGCCCGUAUCCUUCCUUUCCUCUCCACAGAGCAAGCAGCUGACAUUCUCAUGACAACAGCCAGGAAUCUCCCUUUCCUUAUCAAGAAGGAUGCACAAGAUGAGGUGCUGCCAUGCUUAUUGAGUCCCUUCUCUCUCCUCCUGUAUCAUCUUCCAUCAGUGACUGUCACCAGCCUUCUGCAACAGCUAAUGAACCUACCUCAAAGUGCAACUGCACCAGCACCCUCCAAUCCUCACCUCACUGCUGUGCUACAGAACAAGUUCGGCCUGUCACUGCUCCUCCUCCUCCUGAGCCGCGGAGAAGACUUACAGAGCUCAGACCCUGCUCCAGAAUCAACACAAAAUAACCAGUGGACAGAGGUGAUGUUCAUGGCAACCCGAGAACUUCUACGGAUUCCGCAAGCAGCCCUGGCCAAGCCAGUCUCUAUACCCACCAACCUAGUGUCCCUCUUUUCCCGCUAUGUCGACCGGCAGAAACUGAACUUGCUGGAGACAAAACUGCAGCUAGUUCAGGGGAUACGAUAAAAGAUCUCCAAAUGUGUCCUGUACCUCCUGUUGGCUGCCACCUGCACUGCUGCCAUCACCAAUGGAGUGUUUUUAAUGAGGGAGGGAAGGUAGCUUAUUCCCCAAAGCAAAGCCUUGUGUGAUCAAUUCCUGUUCACAGGAGUUGUCUCUAAAUGCCAGGUAUUUCCCUACUGCUCUGUGAAAUUUGGCUGGGUGACACUUCUGCUGGUUUCUUCUUUACCUUCUAUGUUACAAUUCUGCAUGUCCUACUUUUACUCAAUUCUUCGCAAUUUUGCAUUUUCUUUGCCCUAGGGACACAAAUAUAAUCUUGCCCUUUGUUCCACCACCACCACUCCAGGUCAGAGUAGAUUGUAGCCUACCAAAGGAUUCCUUCCCUUAUCCUAUUGAAAUUUUUCAUUGCCCCGUAUUAAUAUGACUGUAGGAGAGCAAAUUAAGUAGAAGUCAAGAUAUAGAGAUGUUUAUACACACCCACACUUAUAUACAUACAUUUAUGUGAUCUCCAGAGGGUCCUUAAUAGGCAAGUUUUACAUUAAAAAAUCAUUAGUUGACACAUGCCUCCUCUAAACACAAACCAGCUGAUGUAUUUUAGUCUGUUUCUAUUCCAUCUUAUAAUUAAUUCGGUGGGCCCUAUUUGUUUUAAUAUAAAUACAGGGUAUGCAGCGCAUCUAAUGAAAUCGGAACUCUUUAAUUGGCUGAUGCCCAGCUCUAGGCCGAGAAGUUCCUUUUUCUUCUCCCCACCUGUAUUUCCUUUGUUUCUGUUCACUUUAAUGGAAACAGCACACGGUUAUGCCUUUUUCCUGCUACAGCUAUAGCGUACUUGAGCCUGUCUUCAAGUGCAUUCAGGACCACCCAGGAUGAUCCUCACUUACAGCCUGCUUCUGCAGUGUAGCUUUUAGCACACUCGCCCUGUCUUCCUGAAACUACUUCAGUAAGCCAUGCUUUUACUUCUCUCUCCCUGAAUUUAUUUGGUGUAGCCAUGGAAGCUAAGUGUUUGGCCUGCUCUGCUCUUUAGUCACCUCCAUACCACAGUCCCUGCUACUUCAUCUCACACAGGCCCCAUUCCCAGGCAGCCAGGGGCCUGGAUUUGAAUUCCAGCAGGGACAGCAUACUGUUAUCUUUCUCACUUACCCUUUUCCCAUUCAGCUAUCUACCGAGAUCAGGGGCUUUGAUCCCUAGUGAUUCCAGUCGUGAAGGAAGUUAAAUCUGAAUUAAUUUUAUGUUACCGUCCUGAUCUACUUUCUGCUGUUCUCACCUUUUCGAAUGUAGUUGGGGAAAAAUGGGGAGACAGAUUAUGAUAUUUAAAGAGAAUGAACAUUUUGCACAUACAUGUAUUGUACAACAGUAAAAUCCUCCGUUAUAACCAGCUGUCCGUGUUCUCCAUCUCCGUAUCUUCCCAUUUGGUAGCCCCAGGCUCUACCAGCUGUCCCAGUGACCAUGGCCUAGCUUCCCUCCACCAUCACUUACUAUCUCCACUCUGCAGCUGUCCUGCCUUUCCUUCACAACCGAUCAAGUGAACACUUGAUAUUAUUUCUUCCUUACUGUGCUUUAUCUUUUUUGUUCGGUUCUAAUUAAUGAAAAUAAAAGUUUCUAAAUUUACAU
This is a messenger RNA of Tupaia belangeri chinensis (Chinese tree shrew), 3978 nucleotides long. It is a transcript of the gene PATL1, whose product is annotated as PAT1 homolog 1, processing body mRNA decay factor. The record is from RefSeq and is a predicted model, not a curated record. The transcript has 19 exons. Gene Ontology annotation, cellular component: P-body. Gene Ontology annotation, biological process: P-body assembly; deadenylation-dependent decapping of nuclear-transcribed mRNA. Gene Ontology annotation, molecular function: RNA binding. Lineage: Eukaryota; Metazoa; Chordata; Mammalia; Scandentia; Tupaiidae. The coding region runs from base 70 to 2379 and encodes 769 amino acids.